Molecule: messenger RNA, 1627 nt
Organism: Pangasianodon hypophthalmus (striped catfish)
Lineage: Eukaryota; Metazoa; Chordata; Actinopteri; Siluriformes; Pangasiidae
Product: major histocompatibility complex class I-related gene protein
Exons: 7
Coding region: 17-1072 (351 amino acids)
Biological process (GO): immune response
Cellular component (GO): external side of plasma membrane
Source: RefSeq, a predicted model, not a curated record
UGAGCACACAGGCAACAUGAAGAGACUCUACGUUUUACUAAACCUUCUCACAGUUUUAUCAUCUGCCAACACAGGUUCCCACUCGCUGUGCUCGGUGGCGACGUUCAUCAUAGGAGAGACGCCUUUCCCCGAGUUCACCGUCCUGAUGAUGCUGGAUGAUAUAAUAGUCUCAUACUAUGAUUCAGAUAAGCAAAAGACAGUUAUGAGAGUAGACAGAAUGAUAAAUGAUGAAGAGCAAGAUUUUUCUGAUUUGAUAUUUGGAGCACUACACAAAGAAAUGCAGAAACGAGCACAUCUUCUUAAGCAGCACUUUAACUGCUCUAAUGGUGUCCAUGUGGAACAAAGGCUGGAGUGUUGUGAAUUGCUAAGCAAUAAUGUGCAAGGACAAAUGAAGAUGAUUGAUGCUUUCAAUGGCUUAAGUGGAUUUGUGAUGGACUAUAAUAUACACCAACAUUUGCUCCACACCGUUGUAAAAUGGCCAAUAGGCUUUGACACGCUGAAGUAUGAAUAUCACAAGGCACUUUACCUCCAUUUUCUGCAACCUACAUGCACUACAGCUUUACACAUAUUACUUAAAGAUUUGAGGAAUUAUGCACUGAGAAAAGUGAAGCCCAGAGUGAGACUCAUGAAGAAACUCAACUCGCGCUCCGGAGGGGCUCGUCUGACCUGCCUGGCCACUGGUUUUUACCCACGACACAUUAACAUGACCCUGCUGAAGGAUGGCCAGGGCAUACCCGAGCACCUCAUCACUGUGAAGGAUCGUCUGCCCAAUGGAGAUGGAACCUAUCAAAUGAGGAAGACUGUGGAGAUCAGUGAGGAAGAGCUCCAACAGAAACACAACUACACCUGCACGGCUAUGCACCUCAUCCAGGACAACAAGAUGGAUGUCUACUGGGAAAUGCUGCUCGCAGACGACAGACCAGGUCCAAACAUUACUAUCAUCGCCAUCAGUGCACUAUUUGUGUGUGUGAUCGCACCAACAGCUGCCUUCCUUAUAUGGAAGAGAAGGCGUGCAGCUUCUCAAGCGUCCUCUCAGACGGACUACUCUGCUACCUCGACCACGGAGCAGUAGACCUGUGAAAUGUAGGACAAGAACGUAUGGGACACUGCAGUAUAUAUCCUGUGUAUGAAGUUGAAAAUGAGUUUUGUAUUCAAUUAUAUUUUUUAGAUAUAUACUUUUUAUUUUUUUAAUGAGUAGCAUAUAACUUUAUGUGGAAUCAUGUACACUACCUUAACUUUCAUUUGGUAUUAUGUGCUUGUUAAUUUUUUUUUAAUCAGUAAUAGAUUUAAGCAUAAAUUUGGCCAACAAGAUUUGCACUAAACCAUACUACAACUAUUUUGUUUAGUUCCCUCUUUUCUUCCUUCAGCUGUCUUGCACUUGUAUCUAGUCACUUGGUGGAUAUUUACGUCUGCAACACCUGUACUAGGGCUUCACAAUAUUGCUUGUGAAUUGUUAUCAAUAUUGGUGUUUGUAAUCCUGAUAUUACAAACCACAGACACAGCACUUUUGUUUUACUUUGGUCCUUGAGCAUCUUCACUUUAAUUAAUUAUGUAUAUGUACAAUGACAAUAAAGUUUUUUUCACUUUAAAAAAAAUGUAAUCCAAAUUGUUUGUCCUUCUAAAGCAU